AUGGGAGACUCUUGUGAAGGUUCAUCUAGGGUUGUUUGCCGGAGGAUGGAUGGUUACUUGCCAGAAAAUACCUCAAAGUUAAGGAAGCCAACUGUUCGGUCUUACAAUCGCUCUAGGGUUCCCAGACUUAAAUGGACAGAUGAACUUCAUCAGUUCUUUGUUAAUGCAGUUCAAAGACUUGGAGGCGAAGAUAGAGCAACUCCAAAGAUGAUCUUGCAGACGAUGAAUGUGAAAGGAUUAUCUGUAUCUCAUAUCAAGAGCCAUCUUCAGAUGUAUAGGAACAUGAAGAACGAGGUGAUUCUACAAGAUGUACCAAAAACAAAAGGACUUGAACGUUACAACUAUCAUGGGGUAUCGGUCAAUAUGGGGCUUGGACCUCAUGAGCAAUACUAUAAGCACAACAGUUUCUCUACAUCGGCCAUGAACAUGAAAAUGGCCGAUGAGCCGUUACUAGCGUUGAACCCCGAGAAAUUGACAAGUAUUGUUUUAGGCCAAAUGGAAUGCUCGAUUUUAAGUCAUUCCCAACAAUUCGUUCAUGCUCCUAAGAGCAAGUUUCAUCACGGAAGCCCCAACAGUUAUCAUGGAACACACGAAGUUGAAAAAGACAAAGUUUAUAAUCAAGUUUCUGAAGCAACUAAUGUAUAUCUAAGCAACAAGGUCAUAUACAAAGACUUUCUAGCUAGUGGUUUCACCUCAAAUUAUAACGAAAAUGAAGAUACGGAGAACUAUGAAGAUGCGAUUGUUGCUUCUUUGUCUAAAUCACCUAGUGUUGAUACAAACUUGACUCUCGGAGGCCCAUAUGCCUCUUGCAAGUGUUAA
Messenger RNA from Lactuca virosa, 819 nucleotides. The record is from the annotation of a GenBank genome assembly. NCBI's taxonomy places the organism in Eukaryota, Viridiplantae, Streptophyta, Magnoliopsida, Asterales, Asteraceae.